AAUACCCCUUUUACCCGAUUGCCAUAACACAAUUAAAUCAAAGAGGAAAAGGAUAUUGCAAUAGAGUGAAAAGAAGAGAAACAUGGCUUCAGAUGAAUGCCAAGGGAAAAGUUCAUGGCCGGAGCUCCUGGGAGCAAAAGGGGAGGAGGCAGCAGCUACAAUUGAGAGGGAGAAUCCUAAUGUCAAUGCUGUGAUUGUGUUGGAAGGAUCAUUUGUCACCCCGGAUUUCUUGUGCACUAGGGUUCGUGUUUGGGUUAACACUGAUGGGAUCGUUACCAGGGUUCCCGUCAUUGGUUAAAUGCAAAGGGCUUAUACACUUGACUAGGAAGUCACUUAUUUAUACCUAGUCAUGUAGCCAUAAUUAAAUAAGCAAGCUCAAAAUUAUUGUAUCUCUUGACAUACAUAUAUCUCUGUAAUUUGGUUUAAAUUUGACAUAAGAUACUAAUAAUAGUUUCCUAUUAAGACCUUUUUCACUUUAUAA
Messenger RNA from Theobroma cacao (cacao), 481 nucleotides. Its product is annotated as glu S.griseus protease inhibitor-like. Gene Ontology annotation, molecular function: serine-type endopeptidase inhibitor activity. Gene Ontology annotation, biological process: response to wounding. Lineage: Eukaryota; Viridiplantae; Streptophyta; Magnoliopsida; Malvales; Malvaceae. The record is from RefSeq and is a predicted model, not a curated record.